UGUUACAAAGAGCAGUGGAUACCACGGUCUAGGGGUUAGGAGUAUUGUUACAAAGAGCAGUGGAUACCACGGUCUAGGGGUUAGGAGUAUUGUUACAAAGAGCAGUGGAUACCACGGUCUAGGGGUUAGGAGUAUUGUUACCAAGAGCAGUGGAUACCACGGUCUAGGGGUUAGGAGUAUUGUUACAAAGAGCAGUGGAUACCACGGUCUAGGGGUUAGGAGUAUUGUUACAAAGAGCAGUGGAUACCACGGUCUAGGGGUUAGGAGUAUUGUUACAAAGAGCAGUGGAUACCACGGUCUAUGGUUUAGGAGAUGUGUUACAAAGAGCUGUGGAUAUCAGUGCACAGUCUAGGGUUUAGGAGAUUUGUUACAAAGAGCUGUGGAUAUCAGUGCACAGUCUAGGGUUUAGGAUAUUUGUUACAAAGAGCUGUGGAUAUCAGUGCACAGUCUAGGGUUUAGGAGAUUUGUUACAAAGAGCUGUGGAUAUCAGUGCACAGUCUAGGGUUUAGGAGAUUUGUUACAAAGAGCUGUGGAUAUCAGUGCACAGUCUAGGGUUUAGGAGAUUUGUUGCAAAGAGCUGUGGAUAUCAGUGCACAGUCUAGGGUUUAGGAGAUUUGUUACAAAGAGCUGUGGAUAUCAGUGCACAGUCUAGGGUUUAGGAGAUUUGUUACAAAGAGAAAGACAUGAACAGGAAUGACGAUGUUCUGAUACUUGGAGCGUCUUCUCUCUAGACAAAUAGUGUUUUAGAAAAUAUACAGAAAAGCCAGACAAAUAUGAUUCAGCCUUUGGCAAAGGGUUUACCCAAAGUUUUUUGACUCUGGUAUAAGUGCUUACGUCAAUGUUUUCUCUCUCGCUGAAGUCGAAGUGCGAUUGUUUCACCGCCUGGUUUUCCAUCACAUUACAGCUGGCUGCUCUCAGAGGAAAAUCUAAGACACUUGGAAGCAAAGUGUGUCAUUUUUGGGGAAAGCAUCCCACUGCCAAGUGUCUACCGUGGAGUAACGAAUGGUCCAUCUGACCUAGUUAUUCUCUUAGUUGCUUUUAACACCGUCAUGAUGUCCAACCAUAUUCUUCUCAAAUCUGGCCAUGAUGUGCUCGUGAUGCUAAAGAUCCACCGCAGAUUCUAUUGGUUUAAUCAAAACUAGAAUAGUAUCACAAUAUCCUUAAGUGAAUCUAUAAGGUGCCAGCAAAAGGGAAAGAAAUGAGUGAACUCUCCCCAUUAGCUGCACCGAGAAAUCUGUAUUGAUCUCUAGUCCAUCCUCCUGUCUAUGGCGUUUGGCGUAAACACACAGCUGAUGUUUCUCAGCCCCCGGCCAUGUUAUUACUGUCCUCUUGAGAGUUGUAAACGGAACGUAAUCAUGCUGUAAACAAAGGACAUGGCCAUGGCUCAGUGUCAACCACCUGAAGGCAGCUUUAGUUAUUUAUAAAGUAGAUCAAUACACCGACGGAGUUUAUUGGUUUAUUCGGAUCCCCUUUAGCUUUUGCCGAAGCAGCAGCUACUCUUCCUGGAGUCCACACAAAACACAAAACCUGACCAGUAACAAAGCACUGAUACACUGAGAGACAAGAAGAGUCACACAGAUGGAGAAUACAACGACACACAAGCAAUACAACUAAAGACUAAUGUGUGUGUAGGUCGUGUGUGCUAGAGUGUGUCUGUGCGUGCACGUGUCCUUAUUUAGCCACGGGACGUUGUUUCCUACACUUUUUUUAAGGUCAUUUUUGCUGUUCGCUUGAGUAAUUGAAGAUGGAAGGGAGCUCCGUGCGAUCACGGCUCUGUAUGAUACUGUGUGUCGUCGUGAUUUCGUUUUGGACUUGAGGGAAUGCGAAGAGACCCCUGGUGGCAUGUCUUGUGAGGAAGUAAGAGCCGUACAGUCCAGCACAUCUAGAAGAGCCCCAGCCAGUAGCUACCAGCUGGACCAGAAGAGUGACCCAUCACCUGGUGAGAACAUGGCCUCAACUCAAGAACCCAGCCUCUCUGCGGGCAGCGCGGGUGGAACCAGGUCAGGACGUCCUGAGGAAAGGGAAGGGGUGGUGAGUCAGAGGAAAGGAGACGGAGGAGCGCCCACCAGCGAGGAGCCGGAGUCCGUGUCACUAAAGGAACGUAUGGCCAUGUAUCAAGCUGCCGUGUCCAAGAAGGAGGCCAGCAGCUCAUCCGCCACGGUUAUGGAGGAGUCUGAAGCCUGUUCUCUGCCAGGGGGUCUGGCCAGCGUGAAGAAACAGUUUGAGAGCCAGGAGUACGCCUCAUCCUCCCAGUCCCAGACCAGCGUUACUCAGGUCCACGUAGAAAAGAGAUCCGUGCAGGAGGUGUCCAGCUCACAGGAGGUGACAGUGAGGAGCAGUGUCAGAGAGGUCAUUCCCACCACUCAGCAAGUGGCCUACUUCCAUGACCAGGAGGUGACUCAUGAUCAAAGAGUUCAACAAAGCAACGCGGCCUCCAGUUAUGAAAACCAUUAUGAUGAAACAGUUAAGGUCAUAGGAGGAGAGGACUUACCAAAGGUCUCCACUCAGGCUUUGAAGCAGCAGUAUGAGAAGACGAUCGAACAGGCCACGCCGGGCAAGCAAAUUAAGAUUGAUCUGGAUUAUAACCAGUUUCAAUGGGCACCGGUAAACCAGUCCUCCUCAGCAGCAGCUAGCUAUGAAAGUUUGUCCACUGUGAAACAGUCAUCCAGGGCUUCAGCAGCAACGAGCUAUGAAAUCUCAUCCACUAUGAGGACAGGGGUUGUCUCUUCAUCUACCGCUGCCUCAGCCUCAUCCAAUAUCAGGACAGGGGCUGUCUCUUCAUCUACCGCUGCCUCAGCCUCAUCCAAUAUCAGGACAGGGGCUGUCUCUUCCUCUACCCCUGCCUUAGCCUCAUCCAAUAUGAGGACAGGGGUUGUCUCUUCAUCUACCGCUGCCUCAGUCUCAUCCAAUAUCAGGACAGGGGCUGUCUCUUCCUCUACCCCUGCCUUAGCCUCAUCCAAUAUGAGGACAGGGGCUGUCUCUUCCUCUACCGCUGCCUCAUCCAAUAUCAGGACAAUGGCUGUCUCUUCCUCUACCGCUGCCUCAGCCUCAUCCAUGGAUUAUGAGACCAUGGAGCACUUCCCUCCUCCACCCACUGAACUACUGCCCCAGGAGGUCCCUGAGUGCUGUGACUCUCUCCCGCCUCAGGAGCAGGCUGGCCAACAGAGAUACAUCUUCAACAAAGAGCAGUACUCCAAGCAGAGGAACCUCAAUGAGCUGAAGCGCCUGUACAAGCACAUGCACCCAGAGGUUCGGAGGACCAUGGAGAAGGAUUACUUCACCGACGUCACGGAGAUCGAGCAGUCACAGCUGGAUAGUGAAGAUGAGAUGACCGGGGAAGUCCAGCAGGCUUGUUAUGUGUUUGAGAACAGUGGUGGGGAUGAAUGUAUGAGCCCUGAGGGAGAUUACCUGGAGUGGGAUGAGAUCCUUAAAGGGGAGGUGCAGUCCAUGCGCUGGAUGUUUGAGAAUAAGCCGCUGGAUACCAUUAAAGAUGACACCCCAGAUGAGGAUGAUGAAGUGAAGAACAUUGCUGAGCAGGAAAUCAUUGCAGGAAGUGAUGUCAAAUACACAGCAUGGAUGUUUGAGACCCAGCCCAUGGAUGCGCUGCGUGCAGACACCCCAGAAUCCACUGUACAGACAGGAAAAUUGACCGAGCUAGCGAGAGGAGAUGUACGAACAGCCACCUAUCUUUUCGAGACCCAGCCACUGGAUUGUCUGAAUAAAUUCUACCAGGAGGAUGAGCAAGCCUUGGAGGUUGUCUUCACUAAAGAUAUCACAGGAGGGGACGUGAAAACGGCCAGGUAUCUGUUUGAAACUCAACACUUGGAUUCCCUCAGCCACACAGAGACCAUUGAGGAGAGCCACUUCUUGAACCUGAAGUCAGAGCUUGAGGAGAUCAAAGGGGAAGUGAAGACAACCACACGGAUGUUUGAGACCCAGCCCAUGUGUGUCAUCAGGGGCGACUCUGGAAAUAUACUGGAGAUCACCGCCAUCCGCAGGGAGGAGAUGGAGAAAGGAGACGUGAAGACCUCCCGCUGGCUCUUUGAGACCCAGCCUCUGGACAUGAUCAACAAAGACCCUGCCAAGGUGAAGCUGAUCUGUGGAGUCUCCAUGGAGGACAACUCCCAGGGAGGCGUGAACCGGGGGAGGUGGCUGUUCGAGACAAAGACACUGGACUCCAUUAAAGACGAGGAAUGGCAAAGCAUCCGGCAAAAGGAGGAGAUUAUUGGAGCAGAUGUGCGGAAGCACUGCUUGGUUUUCGAGACACAGCAGAUGGAUACUCUGAAAGACAAUGCCAAUGCCAGACCUUUACCCUCAGAGGAGAUUGUAGGAGGUGAUGUCCGAUCAGCAAAACAUCUGUUCGAGACAGUGCCAAUAGAGAACCUGAAGGAUCUGGCUGAAGUAGGGAAACUUCAGAAGAUGGUCGCGUCCGAGGAGGAGAAGGGUGAUGUUAGACAUCAGAAGUGGGUUUUUGAAAGUCAACCACUUGAAAACAUAAGGGAGGAGAAGAAGGAAAUGACACGCACUAUAAACCUUGAAGAACUUGAUAAGGGCGACGUCACAAAUCACAAGGAAAGAUUUGAAACCUUGGAUUUAAGCAGAUGUGAGGGGGCACAGAGAAUCCAAGUUGAAGGUGUUACUAGUGGGUCUGUGAAAUCAAACAAAGUUAUUUUUGAAUCCACCCCGAUGUAUGCCAUGCAAGACAGCGAGGGACACUACCACGAGGUGAAAACCGUGCGACGUGAGGAGAUAGUAAAAGGAGAUGUUCGCAGCUGCAGGUGGAUGUUUGAAACACAUCCUAUCGAUGAGUUUGAGGAAAGUAUCAAUAAAUUCCAGAUUAUAAAAGGUAUAUCAAAGGAGGAGAUUGAAUCGGGCGAUGUCAAGACUGCCAAGUGGUUAUUUGAAACUCAACCCCUCGAUGGUAUUAAACAUUUUAGCAACACUGAAGAAGAUGAAACUAAGACAAAGGAGAGUGUUGAAAUUGAGAAGGGUGAUGUGAAAACCUGCAGGUGGCUGUUCGAGACUCAACCAAUGGAUAAUCUGUAUGAGAAAGCAGAUAAGGUGAGGAAUGAGACUGAGGUUGAGGAGGUCAACAAAGGGGACGUCAAAACAUGCACAUGGCUCUUUGAGACUCAGAACCUCGAUAACAUCUGUGACCAUUCCGAGUCCGAAUCGGAGACCGUUCUCAAAACCUGCACUGUCAAACAAGAGGACGUCCAAGGCAAAGAUGUGCAUCACGCUCGCUUCCUCUUUGAGACAGAGAACCUGGAGAACCUCACAGGGGAGGAGAGUGGUGCCUUCAGGAGGGUGACUAAGAUUGAUGUCCAGUCUGGAGAUGUGUCUAGGAUGAAGUUUCUCUUCCAGAAUAGGUCUUCAGACAUCAUGACCUCAACCUCAGCUGAAACGAUGCAUAAGCUGAAGACCCUUACGGCGGAGGAAAUUCAGAAAGGAAAUGUAGUGAACAACAUGUGGCUUUUUGAAAACCAACCUAUAGACACUAUCUGUGAGGUUACAGAGGGAGCCAAGGACACUCGCACCGUAACCGAUGUGCUGGGAGGAAACGUUGGUCAAGGACGCUUCGUUUUUGAGACUUACUCUCUCGAUAAAAUCCAAGAGGAGUCCACCGAGACUGAGAUGUCAAAACUCCAGGGCAUCACCAGGGAUGAUAUAGAGAAAGGGGAUGUGAAAAGCUACACCAUGAUGUUUGAAAAUCAGCCACUGUAUGCAAUCUGUGACAAAGAGGGCCACUACCAUGAAGUUACCACUAUGACAAAGGAAGAAAUCAUGAGCGGAGAUGUGGUGGGGGCACGGUGGUUAUUUGAGACAAAACCUCUGGAUUCAAUAAGGGACACAGACGACGUCUAUGUCAUCAAAUCUGUCACUGAGGAGGACGUCCAGAAAGGUGAUGUCAGCACGGCCAGGUGGAGGUUCGAAACACAACCUCUUGAUGAAAUCGCUGAGGACAUGAAAGUGUUGACUAAAACAGUUGAAGAUAUCCAGGGUGGUGAUGUGAAGACAAACAAACACCUUUUUGAGACAGAUGAACUGUCCCAGAAGUAUGUUAGAACUGUUAGCGUGAGUGAGAUCCAAAAAGGGGACGUCAGGACUGCCUCGUGGAUGUUUGAAACACACAGCAUAGAUAAGAUCCAUGGCGAGGGCUCAGAAUAUGAUGAAAUGGAGACCGUGACAAAAGAAGAAGUGAUGAAAGGAGAUGUCAAACAGUCUGUGUGGCUCUUUGAAAAACAGCCGCUUGACAGCAUUAAAGAGUCAGACGGAACAGAGACUGUUGUCACCCGGGAGGAGAUCCCACAAGCAGAUGUAAAGACAACAACAUGGCUUUUUGAAACCACUCCUUUAACCAAAUUUAAUGAGAACAGUGUAGAAAGAACUGAAAUAAUGGGGAAGAGCAUCAAAGAGACCCUUGAAGAGCUGUAUUGUCAGAAAAUGGUUGACUCACAAGGGAUUCUCAUUGAGACGGAUGAGAUAGGAGAUGUCAGAAUGGCAAAAUAUAGACUCUUGAACCAAGAUGCUCCAGAAAUCCAGAAGGAGGAGGUGAUCAGAGGGGAUCUGAACAAUAUCAUGAUGAACCUCCUAAACAGACGAGAAAUGACAGAGAAAGGGAUAGUCAUAGACCAGGACGAGAGAGGCAACAUCAACACAACAGUAAAACAGCUAUUCAACCAAGAAAAGGGAUUCAAUGUUGAGAAGGAGGAAAUCCUCAGAGGCGACAUUCAAGAGGCCAUCAACAACCUAUUGAAGGAGGAGGGCUCCUCAAAACGUGGAAUUCUGAUUCAAGAAGAUGAAAAGGGAGAUGUGCGAAUGACUAUAUACUCCCUCCUCAAUAAGGAAGACGGUGGUGGCAUUGAGAAGGAGGAUAUCAUCAAAGGCAAUGUCAGUAGGACCCUUCACAGUCUCUUGUCCAACCCAGGGUCAGAGGAAUCUAAAAGGAUAAGGGUGGAAGACACAGAGAGGGGUAACGUUAGCUUUUACUCCACCUGUAUUGAAUCUGGGGCACUGGAUUACCUCAAACAACUCCAGUUUGAACCUAAUGAGGAACAAGAACAGGCGCAGAAGGAACGUAUCAUUGGCGGCGACGUUAUGGAAACCAAAAUGACACUAAGGAAGAAUCAACAGCAGAUUGAACGCACAGUAGCUGAGGACGAUAUUGUCCCUGGUGAUGUCAACAACACAGUGAAGGUGUUCAUGAUGGAACCUGCUCUCUUGCUGGACAACCUGCAGAAAGAGGAAAUUGUCAAGGGAGAUCUGAGGGCGGCCCUGGACUCACUGACCAAAACUAUUAGCAAGAGAGUUGUGAUAGAGAAAGAGGAAGUGGUGAAAGGGGACCUGCACACCACUCUGAGGUCUUUGGAGGAGGCUCAAAACCAAGCCAAGGAAAUGGAAAAGCCAGAAAUUGUCCGAGGUGAUAUUCGAGGAGCCCUCCAAUCAUUAGAGAAGUCGGCGACCACCAAGACUGAGGUAAUUGUUGAGGAUUUAGUGCCCGGCGAUAUCAAAGGCACCUUGAAAUCACUAGAAGAGGCUAAGCAGGCAGUGAAAGAGAUGGAAAAGGAGGAGAUUGUAAAGGGAGACAUUCAUAUUGCGCUGAAGGGUUUGCAUGAGGCCUCGAGUGAAAAAAAGCUUUACCAGCACCAAGUGAGUGAACAGGGGGACGUGAGAGGCACAAUACAGCUGUUACUAGAACCAUCCACAUCCCCCCGAAUGCAACGCAGGGGAAGCACUGAGGGAGAUGUGAAGACCUCCAUAAAAUGCCUAUACGAAGGGCAGGGGCAGGACCAGGAUGAGGAGCAAUCACAGAUGGAGAAGGAGGAGGUGAUAAAGGGAGAUGUUAAAGGAGCCAUAAAGAAUCUGAUGCAGAGAAAAGAAUAUUCAAAUCGGAAAGUACGAAAGUAUCCUCCCAGGAAAGCUCCUAGAGCUCAUGUGAAAAAUCCAUUACCCACACAGCAAGUGAUGGACCAUGAAUACUCAGAUGUGGCUAAGAAUGAGAACGUCACAGUCAAUCUAGCUCCUGCUGUGAAAAACCUGUCUCAGAGUCAGAGCAGUAAAUCACAGGACACCACACAAAAGCACACUGAGACAUACACCGAGAACAAAUCAGUGAAGAGUAGCAAGACCCUCACCCAAGAGGAACACUCUAUGACAACACAGGUCCAAACAGUAAAUAUUUUGGAGGACUCACAGCAGGAACAUGUAAAAGAACAGACUGAAGUUAAAGAACAGACACAGAGUGUAAAACAGAAAAUGCAACCCCCUCCUAAGCACAUGAUCAUAAAGAAGAAAAACCUGACCAAUCAGAUGACCGAUAAUACAUCAAUUAAUCAGAUGACAGAGAUUAAAGCAGCCAAUCAGAGGACUGUGAAUAAAGCAGCCAAUCAGAUGACUGGGAAUAAAGCAGGCAAUCAGAUGAUUGUGAAUAAAUCAGCCAAUCACAUGACUGAGAAUAAAGCAGCCAAUCAGAUGAUUGUAAAUAAAUCAGCCAAUCACAUGAGUGAGAAUAAAGCAUCCAAUCAGAUGAGUGUGAAUAAAUCAGCCAAUCAUAUAACUGAGAAUAAAGCAGGCAAUCAGAUGAUUGUGAAUAAAUCAGCCAAUCAUAUGACUGAGAAUAAAGCAGUCUCAGACAUAAAUGUGACGAAAGAAACACAUAGAGAAACACAAGUCUCAGACAUGAACGUGACAACACAGGUCAAAACAGUCAAUAUGUCUGAGUCCUCACAGCAGACACAUGUUAAAAAACAGGCUGUGAAACAGAGAAUACCACCACCCCCUAAACCCAUCUUCAUAAAGAAGAAAAACAUGACCAAUCAGAUGACUGACAAUACAUCAACGAAUCAGAUAACUGAGAAUGAAGCAGCCUCAGACAUACACGUGAUGAAAGAAACACAAAGCACAUCUCAAACUAAUAUUGUUUCAAAGCAAACACAGGAAACAAAAACAAUGAAACGGUUGCAAACAACCGUGACAGAACAUAAGACCGUUUCACAAAAACACAACGUCAAAAAUCUGAAUACAAAUUUCCGGAACCUGGACGUGAAGAGAAAAGGUAUGAUAAAGAAAGGGACGCCUGAGAUUCAUUUCCCUCCUCCUCCCACGUCCCCGCCUCCACCCUCUGAGUCUGAGAUGUCUCUUCCUCCCCCGCCCUCACCAGUGGCAGGCAGCCCAAUGUCCCUGUCAUGCCAUAGCCCAAUGUUUCCCACAUCCCGUCCCCUGAUUAUGAGACAGGACAGUGACCUUCCGCCUCCACCUCCUCCACCCCCAGCAGAAUGCGGGGAGCCUGACUUUUUCCCUUCUCCGCCACCCCCACCCUCCGAGGCAGGGCAAGACUUUCUUCCUCCACCGCCCUCACAGCAAGAGCUAAACUCAAUGCCACACCAAGUGCCUACACCACCACCUGGAAAGCCAUUUAAAGCUAGGCCUUUAUUCAAAAUCCCAAAAUCUGAGCCACCCAAGAAACCAAUACUGGUCAAACCAAAAUGGCAGAAAAAGCAAGCAGUACCACCACCGCCUCCUCCACCUCCUCAGCCAAUGACAGUUCAGACAGAACAUAAAGAGGAAGCAGUAGUCAAGGAAGUCAAGAGUGAAAUCGGUUGUAAACAGGUGGAAACUACAAAUACUACCAACACACAGGUUCAAUCUGAUUUUACAGUGUCCAUGACUAAAAUCACUUCACCAAUACCAGUGGCAAAACCACCACAGGAAGAGUUGCCACGACCACCUAAAAAGGUAUUCAUCCCUCCAAUCAAAAUACCCCCACCUGCAGAGCCUGUCCCAGUUGCAAAACCUAAACCGUAUGCCAGUAAAUUCAAAACCCCACUGAUGCUUGCAGAGGAAAGGUAUCGUGUGCAGAGAGAGGAGGCUGAGAGAAACAAGUCACAAGACACAACUCCUGCCACUUCACGAGUCACAUCUCCCACCUCUCCUCCAACUACUAUGAUGCAAAUGAUGGGCUCAACCAAUGUUGCAAGUGAACAACACUCAGUUGCACACAAAACAGAGCAGUCAAAAGUGACCUCAGAGGUAACACAGGCUGAGGAAACUCAGUUUAAAAGCAAAGUAUGCAUUUCAUCACAAGAGCCGCCCAUGAAGAAAGCUCCAUCACAUAUCCCCCUGAGCAAACCUUUGAUCUCAGUGGGGGAAAAGACAUCAACCUCUGGAUCUGGAAAUAUUUCCUCAAAUAAGAAACAUAUUACCACUGAUCAGUCCUCUAUGGUCUCUUUUGGGAAAGAACUCGCCUCAUCUGUUGCCUCCAGAAAACAUCAGGCUGUUUCCACUGGCGAGCAUCAGUCUGUUUCAGUCCCUGCUGCUCACCCUCACCAUGAGUCCCACAUUAAAGUCCAUUCUGGCGCUAAUGUGAUUUCAUCCUCAAUAGCUGAGCAGCAGAGUGGUAUGAAUGCUAGCUCACGGUCUAUCAUCUCCACUCAGAGCAUUGUCCAGGAAAAUGUACAUCUUCAAUCCCAAUCCGCCGUCACAUACGAAGCAGCGGAGGAAAAUAAUACUGACGCCUCUCUCACACAGAAAGUGAAAAAAAAUCCAUCUCAGCCCACCAAAAUCAAAAUUCCAAAAGUGACACCAAAUUUCAAGGUGAGAACUGUGAAGUUGCCGACAGAGAAGAAGGAGGAGAAAAGCGAGGUGGUGGAAAAAGAGCAACGAGCAGUGACGGGUAUGGAGACUAUUUCUAAGAGUGAGACCAGAGUAGUUCAGGAGAGCACGCAGACGGCCACCAGUAGCUCAGCAAAAAAGGAAGUAAAGGUGGCGACGAAUGUGAUACAGGAGAAAGCUGAGGAGGUUGAAAAAACUGCAGCUGCCAAGGAAACAAAGCUGGAGAUCCAAAGGACGACAAAGGCAAAGCAGAAAGGCAUUAAAGUCCCUUUUCCCAAAGAGCCAAAGCUAGUUCCUAUGCCAGUAGCUCAAGCUCCAGGGCACUGCCACAUAUCUGUCUCCCAUAGUCAACAGAGCAUGCAGGAACAGCACAUUCAGAAGCAGGAGCAAGUGAUUGUUAAUGAGAGAGUAGUUCAACAGAGCUUCCAGAAACAGGAACAGCAGGUUCGCACACAGAAGCAGCAGGUCGAGUCUUUCCAACAACAAGGAGAAGUAAGCAAAAUGCAGCACCAUCAGGAGAGGUCGAAGGCAGAGUCUACGGCUGUCUCCGUGAACAUUGCAGGGAAGGCAGCAGCACAGACAGAAGCAGCUCAAUCAAUGGCGGAAAGCUCAGCUCAAUCAGUGGAGAGCACAGAUUCAGAGAAAUGUGUAAUGGUACAGAAGCUGCUAUUUAACAUUAAGCAGCUUCAUCCAGGGAAAAUGGAUUCAAACUCAGUGAGGACAAUACUUAGUGGGGUCCCUGUCUGGUUGAUGAGGGCGGAGGAAAAGCGUGAUUUAACACAGGUUGCUGUUCAGCAGAAUAAGAAGAAGCUCACAGAGAUCAUUUUCCACGUGAGAAACCUAGCACAAGCAAAACUUGUAAACUUAGAAGGACAAAUGGCAGCCAUGGCAAAACAGGAUAGAGAACCAGCACCUGCAUCAUCACCUGCACCACCACCUGCACCAGCAUCUGAAAAUAAAGGAUUUGGAGGAGCAACAGCCAAGAUAUCUAAAACAAGCAUUGGCUCAUCAAGAGUCGAAACCCAUAAGAAAGUGGUUGAGGAGAAGAAGAUCUCUCAUGAGAGCAAAAAGCCAGAGCUGACUGAAGUAAAAGGUCCUGAUCCCAGAGUUCCCUCUCCUAUGCUUGCAACGCGAACACCUUCACCUACCUUCAUCAGCAUUGAAUCAGUGAGGAGAACAGACUCACCCCUCAUGGUGACCCCCUCACCUCCUCCGUCAUACAUGUCUGGUGCCACCCCAACCCCACCACCUCCCCCUCCCCGCACCCCUACCUCUCGGUUCUGUAGGGCCACACCCUCUCCCACCUUGAGCAGCUCAGAGAAACUAGCCAAGUUGAAGGACACCACUGCGAAGCUCUCUAGGGGCAUGACCCCUCCCACACCCAUGCCUGAGUUUCUGACCACAGAGCAAGCCUCUGACAGAGAGGAUUCCCCAGCGCUGAUUGAACCUGAGAUCCACAUGCAGACACAGGAGAUGGAGACUGGGACGACGACUCCGGAUGUGGCUGAUAUGGUUGACUCCAUGAUGACUGUCAGAGACAAGAAGUUCUUCUUUGAGGAAGCUCAGAAGGCAGAGGUGAGCAGGACAUACAUGCGGAAGGACCCCAUUGAAAUCCCGGAGCGCCUGGGUCCAGAGGAUCUAGAGGAAGUUCCUGAGGGUGUGAAUAUAGACAUAAUGAAAGAGGAUCUCCCUAGGCUUGACCUGUCAAAGCUGGUCAAUCAAUUUGAAUCACCACAACCAAAGCUGUUCAUCAGAAAAGAUCCCAUGAUCAUCACAGAUAGACUGGGAAGUGACACUGAAGAUCCAGAGGCAGACCCCAAAACGCCAAACACUGAUGAAACACCUGCCUUCAACAUCAAGGCCAUCAAGAAUGCCUUUGACUUGGGUGAUCAUAAUGCUCUCAAAGAAGUGAGAGAGAAACAAGAGGAGAGAGAGAGGAGAGAAUCAGAGUCUGCCGAACCGACGGGGCAUUCCGAAACAAAGUCCGUCACUGAGGAGUUCUCUGGCAUGGAUGAAUUUGGCAACAUAACAAGCGGGGUGAGGAGCGAGACCAGCAUGCACUCUGAGAGCCACAUGUCCCGCCCCCUCCCUCCCUCCUAUGCCGACGUGGUGAAAGGGACGGUUGAAGAGAUGGCAGUUCCUGUGAAGGCCGCCACAGAGGACGUACUGAAGAGCUUCAACCAGUCCUGGGCCGAAACAGAGAGUGUGUUCCAGAAUCUGGGAUUCAGUGUCUCAGAACAGAGGACAUCACAGAUCGUAACACACCAGCAGGAGACUGUCGUGACGGAAGAUUCGAGUUCCAGAGUCCGAACUGUGCACGGUGUGUCGGAAGAGGGUGUAUCCGAUGGAGUGUCUGGUCGCAGACAAACACAAUUUCCAUAAAAGCUGCUUCCGCUGUGAGCACUGCAGUGGCAAACUAAGCCUUGGCAACUACGCCUCUCUCCAUGGACGAAUGUACUGCAAGCCCCACUUCAAACAACUGUUCAAGUCAAAAGGAAAUUAUGACGAAGGAUUCGGACAGAAGCCUCACAAAGACCUUUGGAGUGCUAAAAAUCAAGAGUAUUCCAUUGAAAAUGAAAAGACUAAGCUAAAAUCCCCGUCCCCUGAAAAACUAGAUUCCAGAAAUUCCACAGCUAGGAGCAGUGUCAGUUCGACGAAGAUAGAGGUACCACCUCCACAGGAAAAGGAAGU
This is a messenger RNA of Oncorhynchus mykiss (rainbow trout), 13302 nucleotides long. The record is from RefSeq and is a predicted model, not a curated record. NCBI's taxonomy places the organism in Eukaryota, Metazoa, Chordata, Actinopteri, Salmoniformes, Salmonidae.